UUAUUAUUGAAACGCGGCUAAUGGAGUACCUGAAAGCAUUUAGAACAUUAGAGUGCACUUAUGAGAAAGCUCCUGAGAUCUUCUGUGCUAAGUAUGACCAACUCAGGAGUGAAGAGAUGAAGGAGGUAUACUCACAGAUCUACAAGCCGAGUGAUGACACUUACCUACUUAUUGAUGCUAUUUAUGCAGACCUGGAUAAUCUUGUGAAAUCUUCACCUUCACGGUGUCUUGAGAUCGGACCUGGCAGCGGUCUUGUAACUACAACUGUUGCUCUUUUGUUACAGAAAAAUUAUGAAGAGGUUUACAAAAAUAUGAAAUUUUAUACACUCGAUGUAAACGAGAAAGCUUCAGAAGCAACAUUGUUCACAUUUGCUCAAUGUAAUGACCUCCCUGAAUCUAAGAUUGAGACUAUCACUGGAAGUUUUAAUGAUUAUAACAACAAAGAAGAUGAAAAGUCUCCAGAUUUACAGACAGACAUUUUGAUCUUCAAUCCUCCAUAUGUACCUUGAACAGAUGAAGAGAUGGAGGAAGCCUUAGAGAAGAAGGAUGUCUCAGCAGCUUGGGCCGGAGGUUACGGAGGAAGAGAGGUCAUUGAUAAGUUGAUACCUAAGGUCAGAGACUUCCUCUCUCCUACAGGGAUCUUCUACUUUCUUCUUAUUGAAGAUAAUGACAUCUACGACAUAACUAAAAGUAUCAUCGAAGCUGCUAACGAAGGACUCCUAGAAGAUCAGCCAAAGCUGACCUUUGAGCCCAUCAUGAAGCGGGAAUGAUUAGGUGAGAGACAGGUCAUAAUCAAGUUCUAUUUUGAGUAA
Moneuplotes crassus is the source of this 812-nucleotide messenger RNA. Lineage: Eukaryota; Ciliophora; Spirotrichea; Euplotida; Euplotidae. The record is from the annotation of a GenBank genome assembly.